Molecule: messenger RNA, 1339 nt
Organism: Fusarium redolens
Lineage: Eukaryota; Fungi; Ascomycota; Sordariomycetes; Hypocreales; Nectriaceae
Product: fido domain-containing protein
Exons: 1
Coding region: 71-1216 (381 amino acids)
Source: RefSeq, a predicted model, not a curated record
CUUCAAUUAGACCUCUUGUUUUUCGCCGUCAAAUUCUAUCUGUUAAACACUACCACAUCAUCCUAUCACAAUGGAGUUCCCUUCCAGCCCAACUCACAAGCGAAAGCCUAUCGGUAAUCUCUUUAAUCAUGAUUCUUCUGCCUCUAAGAAGCCCCCUUCGAGCCCUGUCAAGCGUACCAAGAUGCUUUCAGACCUUCAACGCUCCGUUCGCCAGAACUGGCCUACCAUGCGACAACCUUCUACCCAGGUCCCUAUGACUAUCCGCGCCGACAGUAGCUAUCGCACCUACGCUGCCGAUCAAGACCCGAAAGUCCUUUUUGAGAAAGCAACUCGAUACCUGGGCUCCAUGAGAGGUGUUGAGCGCACGCCAGAGCAACAAGAGAUCCUCAUCAAGGAGAUUCAUGAGUCCAUCAUCCACGCAAUCUUUGGUAGCAACAGGAUUGAGGGUGCUGGUCUAGGUUUUGACGUUACCCUCCAUCUUUGUCGCAAGAUUCUGCGAGGAGAGCCUGUCCCUGAGAUCGACGAGCGUGACCCGGACUACGAAUCAAAGCUUCUAGAGCUGUACAACCACGACAAGACACUGAAAGGCCGACCUCGCCAGUACGUCCUUCGCGGACGCCGAGAGAUCGUUCAGCAUAUGCGAGCAUUCCAGCACAUCAUUCAUCAUUUUGUUGUCCUUGAAGAGGACAUGACAGAGGAUCUCAUCAAAGAAACGCACGCAAUCCUCUGCAAAGGAGUUUCGAUCAUCGACCCAGAAUAUCCCGAAGUCCACUACGAGGAGUACGCUGGAAAGUAUCGCAAUGUCGCCGUGGGCGCUGGAAACACAAUGUUCGUGACGCCAAAGUUUGUCCCAGACAAGAUGAGAGAGAUGUGCGCCAACAUGAAGAAAGAUAUUGAAGAGGGGGAAGCUCAAAACUCGCUGGACCCAUUCUCUCUUUCUUCCAAGUAUUCGCUCAGAUUUGUUGAGAUCCAUCCUUUCCGAGACGGCAAUGGACGCAUGUGCCGCAUGAUCCUGAACGCAAUUCUUUUCCGCUAUGCUGGCAUUGUCGUCCCCAUUGGUGAGAGGGAGGAGGACCGGGUUGAGUACAUGGACAUCAAGAAGCGAGCCUCAAGGGAUAUGGAAGGACAUGGGGAGUAUGCCACUUUUGUAUUGAAGAAGGGGGCGCGAGCUAUCCAGAAGUUGAAGAAGAAACUUCAUGGAAAGAGGUCAGCUUAGAUAGCCAAAACAGUGAGCUAGAAUUACGACAAGUUUUAAUUUACAAGAUGAGCUGACAUGAGACAUGGCAUGGGAGGCACAAGCCCAUCUUGUCUCAUCACAACUCAUCACAACUCAUCAUAA